Messenger RNA from Chelonus insularis, 852 nucleotides. RefSeq names its product DUF1676 domain-containing protein Osi19 (gene Osi19). Lineage: Eukaryota; Metazoa; Arthropoda; Insecta; Hymenoptera; Braconidae. Gene Ontology annotation, cellular component: membrane. The coding region runs from base 1 to 750 and encodes 249 amino acids. The transcript has 2 exons. The record is from RefSeq and is a predicted model, not a curated record.
AUGAAGUUCUUAAUAGUGUGUUCAGCUCUUUUAGUUUUGGCUGCUGCUCAGCCUGCUAAGCUUGAAGGGUGGAAAAGUACCAGCAUUGAUGCUAUGGUAGAGCAAACCAAAUCUGAGUGUGCACAGAACAAUGACGAAAUGGCUUGCAUGAAGUUCAAGGCUCUUAACUUAUUGGAUCAAAUCUUCCGCAAAGAUAACUUUAAGGUUUCAGACUCAGUUGAGGUGACACGUAAUUCUCAACCAGUAGAAGAAUCAUCAGCCCGUAGCGAAGGAUCUUUACUUGAUACCGUUCAAAACUACCUUAUCUCCCACGAUGUAACAUUCAAACUUCCGUUAGAAUCAGCAGUAAAAGUGAGUGCGAGAAACAUUGAGGAUGAUCGAAUCUCUUUCGAUGUCAAGUUCGGUCAAGGUCGUGCAGUUGAAGAAGCCCGUAAAUCCAAGUUAAAGAAGGUCAUCAUCCCAAUCCUCGUGUUCGUUUUGCUGAAGGCGAUGACUCUCAUCCCUCUGGCUAUUGGUGUCCUUGGACUCAAAGCAUGGAAUGCUCUCCAACUAUCCUUCUUCAGCUUUGUAGUUUCGGUUGGGUUAGCUAUUUUCCAAUUAUGUAAGAAAAUUGCUGCUGAGAGUCAUUCUGCACCAAUCGCUGCCCAUGGGCCAUGGGAAUACCAAGCUGCACAAUACCGAUCCUUCCAAGAAGAGCCUGUCGCUGCAGCUCAAAAUCUUGCAUACUCUGCUUAUGCUCCAGUAGCUUAAUCUAUUUAUAUUACCACCGAUUUUUAUCUUUAUGGAUAAUACUUUUGUACAAUAAUUUUCACUUAUUUAUGUAUUAUUUAAUAAAUUAUUGAUUAAAUUCAA